Messenger RNA from Drosophila santomea, 4265 nucleotides. RefSeq lists its product as uncharacterized. The transcript has 3 exons. NCBI's taxonomy places the organism in Eukaryota, Metazoa, Arthropoda, Insecta, Diptera, Drosophilidae. Gene Ontology annotation, molecular function: carbohydrate binding. Bases 3147 to 4097 code for a protein of 316 amino acids. The record is from RefSeq and is a predicted model, not a curated record.
AAUAUUUCAUAUUUAUUUGCUUUCCGUUUCUGUUUUUCGGCUCUCCCUCCGCUCUCCCGAGCUCCUUGCACUCGCACCUGUACAGGUGAGAUAUGGACAGCCGAUCGACGACACGGGGUGCACUUCGUGGGCCCCGAUUCUUCGUCGGGAGCUGGUGUUUUAAACUUCACCGUCAAAUCCGACGUUUCAGUUACGUUCCGAGUCGCGACAAGUGCAUGUAGUGCCGCCCCGAUCCCAGCGAUCGCCAAGAUAUGGGCCACUCAGUGUGGAAGGUGCCUACGUGUAGCUACUCCGCUCCAUGGAGCCAUCCGAGUCCCGGGCAGCGAAUUACUUGGGCCAAGGGAAUGCAAACUGUGAUGCCUAGUAGUUUGUUCGUUUGGCUUAAGUUAUUUUCAUGUCCGACUAAAGCGCCACGUGGUGGAGAUCGGUUCUAAUCGGAUCGGAUUGGAUAUUCAUGGUGCAUGUGGUAUCUCUCAAUCAAGGAAUCGGGUGAACUAGUGCGUUGGCCACGCUUGGGCAUCCUAACUGGCUACGUCAUCAGGUGAGGAUCGGGGUGUGUGUGAGUGUGAGUGUGAGCACCUGAGCAGCGCCUCCUCGAAGCCCCAUCGAUCUGGAAUGAUUAGCCUGGCGCUGAUACCGAAGAGCGACGUGAUUCGCUCCGCUCCCAAAAAGUAGACGCCGGCUGAUUAAUUCCGCCGCCAUAGUCGGCUUCCGUUUGGUUUUCGGAGUCCGAUUCCGAAUUCGAAUCCGUAUCCGAAUGGAGCACUGCUCUUCGGAUGGGCGUUCGGGUUCGGGCUGGGAAUCGACUCCACUUGGUGCGCUGGCACGGUCUCUCGGGCCGUAAACCCAUUAUCACUAUAUUGGUUGUACGAUUUGCGGAUCCGUCGCCAGUUGGCCGACUGUAAAAUCUGAUUUUUGUAGACGUGUCGUCGCUUCGCCACAACCGAUUCGAUAUGGCUGGGGAAACUGACUUGGGAACGAGAUAAGAACUCUGGUCUGGAAAGGCACAGAGAGAAAAACAGAGACAUAUGGUGAUCAUUUCGAAGAUCUAUCAUCACACCACCCAGGACUGAAUUGAUAUGUGGAAAUAUUCAAAGGGUUGAAUUGAACUGGGGGGAUAUGAAAAGAUAUCCUUUUGAUAGCGACUUGAAAUUGAGGUAUCUAUGUUAUCCUGGGAGCAUUAAGUUGGUUUUUCCCAGUGCAGUGGGGUAGCAAAGGGUUUCUGGGUAGGACAAACGUGGCACUCGGCGAGUGUAAGGCGAAAAGGUAGCCGAAACCAAACUGAUAAUUGUGCAACGUACACAAACCUUGCUCGCAUUGCUCCACUUGCUCGCGGGUUAUCAGUUGGAGUGACAAGCGGAAAUUAAAGUUGAAAUCGACACGAUUAUUUCAUUAGUUCUGUUUAGUUUGCGAAGGGCCGAACAAGUGAGCAUAUGCCCGGGGGGUGGAAGUGGGUGGUAUCCGAAAGGUCGGGCAGGAGUCGGCAAGGUCACCCGGAUGUUUAUAUUCGGCAGUCUAGUUGCCGAUUGACGGAUUGAUUGUCAGUGGCCAUAACUAACCAAUUAGCGAUUGCCAUUCGUAGCAGGCAAAGCCAGGCACAUCCUUGGGUGGUUGGAUCGGGUGGGUUGGACCUGCUGCCUCACCAGGUGGCUCGGGUGCUCCAAGGUGAAACGCAAUCAGAAAUAAGUGCGCCCAGCCAAGUCGAGUUAAGCUGGAGACUUGGACCCAAUUCCAUCAGGUGCAAGCGACAGAAACAGCGAAGACAAACAGAGGCCACGUUUUCGCUAAGGGGAGUACAGUGAAGCCUCCAAAAAGGGUUCAGUUUCGCAGAAAGCCGCCUUAAUCCUAGAUAUUGUUCAAAAAUAAGGCUAAUAAAACACAAAACUCCGAUUAGAUAUAUACUCUGGUCAGCUUUAAGGAGCUUCCACUGUUGGAGGGCACGAGUGGAACCCUGGGAAGAUGUCAUUGGUUUGGACGUGGACGAAAGCGAAAGGUGUAGACGCAGACAGAGACGGAGACAGAACUUCAGCGAAUAUGCCAAGGUACGUCAAAAGAAAUGAAUUACCCCGGACUGGAGUCGAAGGCUCGAGGGGAGGGGGAUGUCUCGAGGAGGGAGUGGAAAAGUGCUCCAGCCCCCAAGUCGCACUUUACUGCAAAUGCAAAAACUUUAGACAGGGAAUCAAUUGUUGUUACCUUGUUUUAUUUCGCCCAAGACACGCAACAACAAUGGAACCGUCAAAAGGGAGAGGCCAAGAUGGAGAACACGGCGAGAAGACAUUCUAAUACUCGUAGUACAAUGCCUCGGGUCGACAGGGCGUAUUAAAAUGUAGCAGCAUGAUAUUCAUAAAAAGGAUAUGAGCAACCAUCAAAGAGUCCUUAUCAAUAGAGCUCCAGCAAGUAAAACUCCUCCAACUUGCAAUUCUAGAUCACAAACCCAUAAUAUGCUUUGUAUUUUUAUAACCAGUAGCUUGCGAGGUUAUAUGCGCAAUAAAUUUUAUGAUCGGAAAUUUGUAUGCGAUAAGUACUGUUUCGAGUUAGGAUCAUAAAUGUUUUAUCUUCGAAAAAAGUAUUUGAUUUUGCUUAUGGUAUAAGUGCUACGAUGAUGAUCAAAUACUUAAAGUUUAAGCAAAAAUAGGGAUAACAACUCAUUGCAGGCUAGUUUUUCUCGCAGUGCCUCUGGUAACUAGCAACAAAUGGGCAGUCGGCAGUUGGGGGCGUGACAGCAACCGUGAAAAGAACUCGAGGAUGACAGUUAUGGGUUACAAAGGCAAGGAUUGAAUCAAAUAAAUAAACGCGCAAGGUUCUCGUCAUGGAGCGCGGCUCACUGGGUCGGAUACAGGGGGCGGGGAUUUAUAUGGGAUUCGAUUGAACGGGUUGAGCUGGGGAUUCGGGCAUGGGCAUUGGCAUGGGCCUGGGGGUAACCUUACCACGUCCACGUCCACGUCCAUGUCAAGUUUGCAUGCGGCUGCAGGUAAUUCCCCAUUUCACCCGCCUUUACAUAAUCACAACAAAUGAACGAGGAAAGGCGACGGAUGGCGAAUCUAUUAGCAUAAGGGCGCAUAAAACGGCGCCGUAUUUGGAUCCGGCUGGAUUCCAUCGAGGAUUCGCACUCGUCGACUCAGUUGCAGUGGAGCCGUGGAGCCGCGAUGAACGUCUGGAAAGCAAAGGUCCUAACGGAAGUCCCCUUCGGACACGUCCUCAUCGUCAGUGGGCGCGUCAAGCCUCAUCCGAAUAAAAUUUCGCUGGACCUAACGGAUAAUGUGAACGCGCAGAACGAGAGCGAAACGGUGUUCCUGAAGAUCGAGGCCAACUUCCGCGAGGGCCAGAUCAUCCGCAGCAUGUUCCAGCCGGGCGAGGGAUGGCAGCAGGAGGAGAUCUCCAAGAACUGGAAGUGCGACGGCCCCAAGAAUCCGCUGCAGCCGGGCCAGAGCUUCACCUUCCGGGUGGCGGUGCUGCAGCGAUGCUUCGAGAUCUACGUGAACGAUCAGUUGUACGGGUCCUUCGAGUUUGUGAAGUUCCCCAAGCAAAUCAACUACGUGCGCACCUACGGGGACUUCGAGAAGAUCACUCAGUUCCACCACCGCAUGCUCUUUCCGCUCGUCUUCCCCAGAACGCUCAUGUGUCCGGACAAGGUGGCCUUCCAGAGCGACGUGCCCAGGCGAUACGAAACCGGUACUGUGGUGGCCAUGGAGUGCAUCGCCAAGGGGCCACCGACCACGGAGUUCUCCAUAUGCUUCCAGUGCAACGACACCGGGAGGACGGUGCUCCGGUUCCACGUGAACUUCGAUCGGACAACGGUGUCACGCAGCUACCAGCGCGAGGACAACAGCUUUGCCUUAAGCGACGAGGAGACCGAGGGCGAAUUCCCAUUUGUGCGCGGAAAGCUCUUCAAGAUCGCCUUUGGGCUCGGGGAUCGGGCUUUCCUGAUCGCCGUCAACGGGCAGUACUUCACCUACUACAACUUCCCCGGACGCCCCUUCUCCAUAUCCACCCUGAAGUGUUUCACCAACGAAGUGGGCGACUUCGCCGUGAGGAGCAUGGAGUACCACUCGGAUUCCCCGCUUCUGUCCCGCGUGGAGAAGUUGUCCAUCAUUUAAUCGAAAGUGAUUCCUGUAGUCUUCUAUAAUCGAUUCGAUUUCUCGUAGUAUGCUCUUUGUUCAAUCGUUGGCUUUGAUCACCGUACAGCACCAGUUAACUUCUUCUUGUGAGCAUAUAAAUAAAGCAAAGCAGCUCUCCAAACUUACAAAGUAAUAUAUAAUUCCUAG